AGAGCGGUUAAUUACCCGGAGUGAGGAUUAGGAGCGAGAGAGCGAGAAAAUGAAUAAAUCAUUGACUCCACAAUCCUACAUCCGCCACCUGAAGCAUGGGCUCAUCCAAGAACUAUCAGAUAUGUUGGAUCCACAAGAUGGUUGGAAGAAACUAGCAGUAAGCAUAAAAAAGCCUACAGGAGAACUAAGAUACAGCCAGUUACAUAUAAGGAGAUUUGAAGGAUUGAUUCCUAAGGGCAGGAGCCCUACUGCAGAGCUUCUGUUUGACUGGGGAACAACCAAUGCCACAGUCAAUGACUUGGUGGAAAUCUUGAUCCAAAAUAAUUUUCUAGCUGCAGCUAGCUUGGUACUUCCAGAUAAAGUACCAUUGGCUACACCAUUUGCUUUAUUACCUGAAAAAAAUGAUACCCUUAUCUGUGACUCUGCCUAUAAGCCAAUUCUACAGGUCUCUAAUAACGAACACACCUGCCACUAUCCAGACAGCAGCACUGAGAAGGAAACUGCCUUAUUGGUAAACAGUUCAACGCCACCAUGUUCAUCUUAUGACAGUUCAGAAAUAAAUCUUCACAAUUUCAACUAUUAUGAGUUAAUGCAGAGGACUGGUAACUUUGAUGAGCGUCCAGUAUCGGAUGGUGGCAGUAAGAUUGGUGAGGGGGGGUUUGGAAUUGUUUACAGAGGCUACAUAAAUAACAGAAUGGUGGCUGUGAAAAAAUUGACAGCAGCACUGGAUCAGCAUAAUGUCAGCAUGGGGGAGCUGAGACUUCAGUUCAGUCAAGAAAUUAAAACUUUGGCUAAAUUAAAGCAUGAAAACCUGGUUGAGUUACUUGGCUUUUCCAAUGAUGGAGAACACCCUUGCCUGGUAUAUGCUUAUAUGCCAAAUGGGUCAUUGCUAGACAGAUUGGCAUGUCUGAAUAACACAGCUCCACUUUCUUGGAAUAAAAGAUGUAAUAUUGCUGGAGAUACAGCCAAUGGACUAAAAUAUUUACAUGACAAUAAUCAUAUCCAUCGUGAUGUUAAAAGUGCAAACAUCUUGUUGGAUGAUCUAUUUGUUCCUAAGAUUUCAGACUUCGGACUUAGUCGAGCAUCAUCAUGUUUAACACAAACAAUGUUAACUGAGAAAAUUGUCGGCACAACUGCAUACAUGGCUCCAGAGGCAAUGCGUGGGGAGAUUACUCCAAAGUCGGAUGUUUUUAGCUUUGGCAUAGUUUUAUUAGAAUUAAUAACAGGACUUCCACCUGUUGAUGAAUCUCGUGAACCACAAUUACUGUUUGAUAUCAAAGAAGAAAUUGAAGAUGAAGAAAUGUCUAUCGAGGAUUACAUUGAUAAAAAGAUGCAGGACCGGGACUCUGUGACAAUUGAGAAAAUGUAUUUAAUUGCAAGUCAGUGUUUAAAUGAAAAGAAGAAUAAGAGACCAGAUAUUAAAAAGGUAUACGAUUCAUUGCAAGAGAUAUCUUCAGUUGCUUCAUAAUGAGAUGAAGUCUGGAGCCUCUGUUACAUGUCACAACAAAUGUUAUUGAGAAUAUAGUACAAAGUUUGGAUUUCUGAUAGCCACAUUAUUCUGGUUGGUGUUGUUUGAGUAUGAGAUGAGGAAUCUCAAAUUAGACAUAGGUGACUGAAUAGGAAACUCACCCCUUGAACCAAUUCUGCCAUUCAAUAUGAUCGUGGUUGAUCUGGUUGUGGUCUCUGUUUCACCUCCCUUCUCCUAAUAAUAUCUAAUAUCUAUCUAGUGCUAUCUUAAACAAACUCAAAUAUCCCUAUCUCUACUGCUUUAUUGAGAAGAGAAUUCUACAUGCUAACAGUCUUAUGAAAGUCUUCAGACUGAGACCUGUCAUUAUUAAACUGUAUCUCCUGGUUCUUGUUUCCUGCACUGAAGGAAACAUUCUCCCUGUAUCUACCAUACCAAGCCCCCCUCAAAUACAAUGUGUCCUAUAAGUUCACGUCUCCUUCUUCUAAAAUCUUUCAUAAAAUAAGCCCUCCAUUCCAGGAAUGAGUUGAAUUUUUAAAAAUGAGAAAUGUUGAACUAACCUUCCCUGAAGUGCUUCUAAAACAAUUUCUUUUUCCAAUAAGCAAACUAAAACUGUACACAAUUGCAUAGCUGGCUCUAUACAGUUGCAAUAAACCUUACCUCUUAUAUGCUAUAACCCUUGCAAUAAAUUCCAGCAUGACAUUUGCUUUCCUAAUCAUUUACGUAUUUGCAUAAUAACAUUGAGUUUUAUAUGUCAAGACACUCAGAUCCCAGAGUUCUGUAAUCUCUCUCCAUUCAAACACUGCUUUUGUAUUCUUCCUGCCGAACUGGACGAGUUCAAGUUAUUGAUACCGUAUUCAGUCUGCCAGGAUUUUGCUCGCUCACUUCUUAUCUCUAUCCCUUUGCAGACUCUUUACUAACUCGUGACAACUUAUUUUCCUACCUCUGUUGGUGUCAUCAGCAAAUUUAACAGCUGUGCCUUUAAUCUUUCCAUUUAAGUCGUUGUAUAUAGUUGAGGAUCCAACACUGAAUUCUGUGACAUUUCACUAAUUACUGUUUGCUAAUACAAAAAGCACAUUUAUCCUAAUUCCCUAGUUAUUGUAGGUGACCAAUCAAUUAUUGGUAACAUAAGGAGCAGUAAUAGGCACCUCAGCCACUUGAUCCCACUCCACUAAUUAAUAUAAACAAAGCUGAUCUCACCUCCGUCUCAACUCAUUUUCCUGCUCGUUCCCAAUAAUCCUUUAACCCAUUAACCCAAUACUAAUUGAAAGUCUGUCUGUCUCCUCCUCGAAUUUAUUCAUUGUCCCAGCAUGUACCACAUUGUGGAAUAGUGACUUUGUGGAUUCACAACCCUUUGAGAGGAAAUAAUUCCCCCACAUUUUUUGUAGUGAAUCAGUCACCCCUUAUCUUGAAACUGUGUCUUUCCAUUCUAAAUUGCCUCAUGAGGGGAAGCAUGUGUUCUACAUUUACUUUGUCAAUCCCCUUUAGCAUCUAAUAGACCUCAAUUAAAUAACCUGUCAUCUUUCUAAACUCCAGCAAAUAGAGGCUUAAACUGCUUAAUCUUUCCUUUAAAUGACAAGCCCUUCAUCUCUGGAAUUAAUUCUCAGAAUUGUUUCCAAUGCAAUAAUAUCUUUCUUCACGUAUCUGUGCUAAUAGGUUACCCCUAACACCAUAGGUUCUUACCUAUGAUGUAGAACCUUACUAAAAGUAAUUUGCAAAUUUGAGUGCUCCAAAUCUACAGGUUCCUCCUUAUCUAUUUCGCUGGCCUCAAAAAAUGCUAAUAAUUUAGUUAUACAUAGUAUCACUUUCACAAAGCAAUGUUGAUUCUGCUUGAAUACAUUAUAGCUGGAUACUUAGAAAAUCAUAACCUCCCUAAUGGAUUUUCACAAUUUCCCCAAGACAGAUGUCAGGCUAACUGGUGUAGAGUUGUUUGAUUUCUGUCUCCUUCCUUUCUUGUAUGAAAGUAUUAAUGUAGUUAUUUCCAAUCCUUUCGUAUCCUUCCUGAAUCUAGGGAAUUUUAGAAGAUCAUAACAAAUACCUUCUAGUGCCUUUGCAGGCACUCCUUUUAAAACCUUAGGAUAGAGGCCAUCCAGUAGUUUUCCCACCACAUUUUUCCUGGUGAUUGUGAUUGUUUAAAUGCCUUCCCCUCUUUAUGUUUUAGUACCUUUUGGAAGUUUUCUAAGCGAUCUACAGUGAAGACAGGCACAAUGUAUUUAUUAAAUUCCCUUAAAUUUCCAGAGAACCAUCAGUAGGUUUAGUAACUCUCUUCCAUUUAUUUACGUGUAAAAUCUUAACAUUUGUUUAUAUAUUACAGGCUAGCUUUUUCCUCAUACUCUUUUUAAGCCUAUUCUUUGCUGGUUCUUAAAACCUAACCAAUCUUCUGAUUGUUUCAAAUUUGUACAGUUUUUCUUUAGAUUGAUGUAAUCUUUAACUUCUUCAUUUAGCCACAGAUGAUAUCUCUUGUCUUCUCACUGGAAUAAAUCUUCACUGAAUGUUCUUAAAAUCUCCUUAAAUCUCCACUGUCAUAUCUCUUAAUCUAUUUUCCCAGUUCAGUUCAGCCUUCAUAGAUACUUCUUAAUCAACCUGUUCAGACAUGUAAUGACAUAAGUGUACAGCAGGUGGGACUUGAAAACAGGCCUUUUUGCUGAAUUUACAUAAACUGUAUCCACUGAAUCCCUCUUGAAAUUCAGUCAAUUUAAAUGAAACUAAGGAGUGAACAUUAGGUAAAGGCAGAUAAAUAGAAUUAAGCUACAAAUGAACCAUUGUUUAACAGAAUUAUAGAAUAGGCUCAAGAGGCUGAAUUGCUUGCACUUUUGUAUAUAUUGGGAAUAUUUCUGUAACCCUUAUGUAAAAUCUGAAACAUGUCAACUAACUGGGUCCCAGCUCAAAGGUAAAAUACUGUAGAUAGUGUAAACCUGAAAUAUUUACAGUUUUUUGUAUGAUCAGUUCCACAGCAGCUCUGAAGUGGUGGUACUAUUCCCAAGCAUUUUUAAAGUCUAUUUUCUUAUAGGCAGUCAAGAUUGUGAAUUUGGAAGUGCAGUCAAAGGUAUUUUGGCAAGUUACUGCAAUGCACCUUGAUUUGGAUACACUGUCAGUAUUGGGAUAAAUGAAUAUUUAACAUGGCAGGUUGGGUGUCAGUCAAACUUUUCUUUAAACUGUGUUGAUCUUGACUGUUAUUGACUCGCUCAUCCAAGAAAGUGAAGAUGCAUUCCACCGCACUUUGAUUUGUGCCUUAUAGAUGAGUAACAGACUGUGGUGAGUCAGGAGAUGAAUUACUUUAUGGAGAAUUUCCAACCCUUGACUGCUGUUGUAACCACUUUUUUUUAAACAGCUGGUUCAGUUAAGUAUCUGGUCAAGGGUAACUUCCAGACUGGUUUUAGUGAAAAGUCUUUGCACUUGCAUUAAUGCUCUUCUUGGGCUGACAUUUUAGACUGCCAAUUUAAGUAUUUUUAGCCAGUGUAGACAAGCUUGAUUCCUUUACAUGAGUCAAUUCUAGUUGUCUGUUUAUCAUCUAUAAGAUUGUGAUUCUUUUUUUGGAUUCUGAUAAUUACUUUUAAACUUCACAGAUGCUCUUGGUCUAUAAACAGCACUUAUAUCACUUUGUUACAAUUUUGGCAGAGAUUGAGAGUUCAGUUGUGUGGCCAAAGCUAAAAUGCAGUUUUCACAGUAAUUUCAUCUCUCCUAUAAACUGAGAUUUUUACCCUUUCACACAACAUAAGUGAGGCAUGGAUGAUAACCUGGUUAUUGCAUUAUUUUUGCGCUAUGUGGGUUCUUCUAUCCAUUUAAAGAAGAAAUGUCAGAGCAUAUUACUUGAGUUAAAACUAACAGGCAAGUUUGUUUACAAUUCAAGAUAUUUACAAAGAAGGGAAACAGCAAAUUAGUAGUAACAAUGUACUAAAAUUGUAUUUUUGUAAUGCGAAGUGUACUUUUUUUGUUUCUAUGUUGUAAUACUACCUCACUGAACUGCUAAGAAAUUAAAAUGAAGUUGAUAAUAUUACCCAUUGAUUUUAAUGCUUCUUCUGGGGCUAUUGCCAAAAGUAUUUAAACCACUUGAACAUAAAUACUAUUCUGAUAGAUACUGUACAACUUUCUAGAAAAGAAAUGACUGGUCAGUACUUUUCUAAUAGAAAUACGACUUCUCUUCGACUCAACUGUUGGUGCUGAUGUUAUAUUUGCAACUGCCCUACAUACUAACUUCUCUGAUGAAUUAUUAAGUAUAAUAUUUUAUGGCUAUUGUAUUUUAGAAUGUAGCCAUUUGCAAGCAUAGAUAAUGAUUUAAUCUGUACAUUGGCUCAUUAUGAGCCAUUAAUAAAUUUCUAAGCAUAAUUUAGAAUUUGCUAUCUGUAAAAACAUUUAUCACAGAAUUGAGAUGUUAACAAGUGAAAUAUUUGUCAUUCACAUGUUAGAUUUAAGAUUGCACGUGACAGAUUAUUUGCCAUGUAAAG
Messenger RNA from Hemiscyllium ocellatum (epaulette shark), 5910 nucleotides. RefSeq names its product interleukin-1 receptor-associated kinase 4-like. The coding region runs from base 50 to 1468 and encodes 472 amino acids. Gene Ontology annotation, biological process: protein phosphorylation; signal transduction. Lineage: Eukaryota; Metazoa; Chordata; Chondrichthyes; Orectolobiformes; Hemiscylliidae. The transcript has 12 exons. The record is from RefSeq and is a predicted model, not a curated record. Gene Ontology annotation, molecular function: ATP binding; magnesium ion binding; protein serine/threonine kinase activity.